Molecule: messenger RNA, 2451 nt
Organism: Acipenser ruthenus (sterlet)
Lineage: Eukaryota; Metazoa; Chordata; Actinopteri; Acipenseriformes; Acipenseridae
Gene: klhl42
Product: kelch-like family, member 42
Exons: 3
Coding region: 379-1836 (485 amino acids)
Molecular function (GO): protein binding
Source: RefSeq, a predicted model, not a curated record
UAACGGAAGAAGAAGUGACGCUAGAACUAGGAUCACAUGAGAAAUAGAGUCUGUAUACAAUAAGAAAGAUUUGGGAAUUUAGAAAAUAGUUGCAACUGGCGUGUGAUUUUACAAUAAAUGACGCGUGGCUGCAAAUAACUACAUUUACUACUUGCACUGUUACGACUUGGUUUUUUGUAUUUGUGUAAACGACAGAACAUUGUAUGCACGUGCUGCUAAUUCUGUACAGUAUCAAGAUACUAUGCAGAACAUUUCCUCAUAUAGCCAGGCCUAGUUUUCUUUGUGAUGUGGUGCAGCAGGCGGAUUUCAUAACAUGUAAAUAAUGGGCAGACGGACCUUAUUUGGCAAAAACCUCACUAGCAAACAAGUACGUCUGUGAUGCACCUACAGAUGUAUGACGAUCGGCUGCUUUAUGAAAAUAAACUAAACAAAAUGUCAUCGGAACAAAUGAUUGCCAUUAUGAUCGAGGAUAAAACUUACAGUGUAAGCAAAAGCAAGCUUAUAGAGAAAAGCGAUUAUUUUCGAGCUCUGUACAGUUCGGGCAUGAAGGAAUCCGAGGAGGAUUCGGUGCAGUUGCAGGGACUCAGCGUGCACGGUCUGGAGCUUGUCAUAGAGUUCAUAAAUACUGCUAAAGUGCAGAUUGAUAACGAGACCCUGGAGGACUUAAUCGAGACGGCGUCUUUCCUGCAAGUGACUUCCAUUGUCAAACUGCUCCUGUCCGAAAUCAAGCUGGACAACUGCGUGGAACUGUACAAGCUUGCGGAGUUUUACGGAAUCCACGACCUGAGCAGUGCUUGUCUCAAGUUCAUGACCUGUCACUACCAUCCGAUGGUACGGAGGCAGGAAUUCAGACACCUUCCCGCCGCCUUCAGGCAGCAGGUGCGGGACCUGAGGAUGAAAGGCACGGCUACUUUAAUAGCUAUUGGGGACUUCAUAGGCACCUCCCUGGACCUAGCCCACCAGGACGAGCCCUGGUCCAUGCUGAGAUAUGACGAGGUGUCUCAACGUUGGCUACCGCUGGCUAGCAACCUGCCUUCUGACAUGGUGAACGUCAGAGGGUAUGGGUCAGCAGUUUUGGACAACUACCUUUUCAUAGUAGGGGGCUACAGGAUGACUAGCCAGGAAAUAUCUGCUGCUCACUGUUACAACCCCUGUCGAAAUGAGUGGAAUCAGAUUGCAUCGCUAAACCAGAAAAGGUCUAAUUUUAAGCUCCUGGCUGUGAAUGGAAAGCUGUAUGCAGUGGGAGGGCAGUCUGUGAGCAGUGUAGAAUGCUACAACCCUGAGCUGGAUUGGUGGAGUUCCGUUGCUUCUCUCCCGGACCCCCUUGCUGAGUUCUCAGCCUGCGAGUGUAAGGGCAUGAUGUACGUGAUGGGAGGCUAUACAGCACGAGACAGGAACAUGAACAUCUUGCGGUACUGCCCCAGCUCUGACUCCUGGUUCGUAUUCCAGGCAUGUGAGGUCCACAUCCGCAAACAGCAGAUGCUCUCCGUGGAGGACACCAUCUACCUAGUUGGCGGCUACACCCAUGAGAUCGAGCCCAAGAAGAAGACAAGCCAGACAGAUGACAUGCUCACGGUACAAUCCUACAACAUCACCACGGGGGAAUGGCUCUACCUGAAAGAGAACACUUCCAAGUCAGGACUCAACUUGACCUGCACUCUACACAACGAUGGCAUCUACAUCAUGAGCAGAGACAUUGCCUUGCCCACCAGCCUUGAACACAGAGUGUUCCUCAAGUACAACAUAUUCUAUGACAUGUGGGAAUCCUUCCGGAGAUUUCCGGCAUUCGGGCAGAAUAUGCUGCUUUGUUCUCUAUACCUACCUAACGUAAUUUAGGUGUAUUUAUGAAUGACUCUGACAUGAUGUGUUCUCACCGCUAUAAUCACUGUGGGUGCUGCAAAGAUUUGUUUUCAAGUCUUAAUAAAUUGGUUACAUGUAAUGCAUUACCAUUCCGCUACCUAGGUGUCACUUGGUCCAUCAGUACUCUGGUUCCUAGCAGCUGACUGAUCCCAGAACUUUGUCUUGUUGGUUCUUAAAGCCUCUCAGUGAUUCAGCAUUGACGGCUUGGCAACUCAUUCCAUAAACUCACCACUUUGUAAAAAAAAAAAAAAGUGCCCCCUCUCUUUCUUCACUCAAUUUCCAGCUGUGUGGUCUUGGUCUCUGUUAAGUUUGGCAACUUCAUUUUGAAAAUUUCAACUAGGGAUGCAAGUCAGUUAUGAUCAGUUUGGUUUUUCUGUUAUUUUUGACAUCCAAUAGUUUUUCAGUAAAACCAAAAUGAAAGUAUAAAACCAAAAAACUUGGACUGAAUUUCUGCAACCAAUGGAGUAUUACAAAUGUGUUGUUUUGUAUUUAACUAUGACAAAUAAACUGAAUACAGUGUUACUGCAUCACUCAUACAAAUAUAUUAUACAACUAGACACACUGUUGAAAGAAUAAAAUAAUGUAUUAACC